Molecule: messenger RNA, 1440 nt
Organism: Arachis ipaensis
Lineage: Eukaryota; Viridiplantae; Streptophyta; Magnoliopsida; Fabales; Fabaceae
Source: RefSeq, a predicted model, not a curated record
AUGCUCGCCGAGCCCGCAUCGCAUUCGCCGAUGGAACAAUCACAAAGUAACUCACAGCCACAAGAUAAUGCUGCUCAAAAUUCUCAAACUGGUUCAUCUAGAGGUAAAUCUGAUCCAGCUUGGCAGUAUUUCACAGUGAGUGAAAGAGAAGCGGAAGAAGAGGGUGAAGCACCUAAUCCUGUACAACCUCCGGCUCCUGCAACAAUGGGAGACAAAGGAAAGAGAAGAGCGAUUGCUGCUACUCCAAUUGGAAGUUAUUUUAAGGAAAGGACUACGCCAGGCUCUCAACCAGCUUUGAAAAGUGUCUUGGCCAGUGAACAAGUUAAACACAAGGUUAAGUUGGGGCUUGCAAGAUGGAUCAUUGAUGCACGGAUUCCAUUCAAUGCAAUUCAAUCGCCUUACUUUCAACCUGCCUUGGACGGCGUUGCUGCAAUUGGACCUGGUUUCAAGGGACCGUCGUAUGACGAAAUGAGAGUUCAUUUGCUGGCCGAUCUUAAGAAGGAGUGUCAGUUACUUGUUGAAGGUUAUAGGAGCUCGUGGAAAAGGACUGGUUGUACACUGAUGGCAGAUGGCUGGACUGAUCAAAGGCAGCGUACGUUAAUUAAUUUUCUAGUUUAUUGUCCUGCUGGUAUGUCAUUUGUUAAGUCUGUUGAUGCUUCUGAUAUGAUAAAAACUGCCGAUACCUUGUUUAAAUUGUUUGCUGAGGUUAUUGAGUGGGUUGGGUCUAGUAACAUUGUGCAUGUGGCUAGUGAUAAUGCUGCGAAUUAUGUAUCUGCUGGAAAACUCAUUCAUGAAAAGUAUCCAAACAUUUUUUGGUCUCCUUGUGCUGCUCAUUGCAUCAAUCUUAUCUUAAAAGACAUAGCAAGUCUUCCUCACAUAGCUGACCUUGCCUCUCGUGCUUCGAAAGUGACUGUCUUUGUUUACAAUCAUAUGAUUUUCUUGUCAUGGCUUAGAAAAAGAAAAGAGUGGAAAGAAAUUGUUCGACCAGGUGUAACACGUUUUGCUACUGUUUUCAUUACUUUGAAAAGUAUAUAUGAUCAUAAACAAGACUUGCAAGCAUUGGUGAUUAACAAAUAUUUCACUUCUCAUAAAUUAUCCAAGAGUGUCAAUGGGAAGAUGGUUAGUUCAAUUAUCUUGGAUAGUAAGUUUUGGGAGGAUUGUUUUACUACUGUUAUGCUUGUUGGUCCUCUAAUUAAGUUAUUGAGGCUUGUUGAUGCUGAUGAAAAACCUUCUCUGGGUAUUGUGUAUGUGGGCAUGCAAAGAGCCAAAAUUAAUAUCAAGACAAUGUUUAGAAAUAGGAAAUCUGCAUACACACCUUAUACAAGUAUCUUGAAAAUGCGGUGGGAUAAGCAUUUGAAGCGUGACCUCCAUGUAGCAGCAUACUUUUUGAAUCCAGAUUACUUCUAUAGUGAGGGGUUUGUUGAGAAGCAAAUAUCUUGA